This is a messenger RNA of Diaporthe citri, 1650 nucleotides long. RefSeq lists its product as uncharacterized. Lineage: Eukaryota; Fungi; Ascomycota; Sordariomycetes; Diaporthales; Diaporthaceae. The record is from RefSeq and is a predicted model, not a curated record. The transcript has 7 exons. Bases 1 to 1650 code for a protein of 549 amino acids.
AUGACGAACCCAAGUAUCAAUGGCUGGCAGGCUCGCGGGGCCGAGAAACGAGCACGGUGCCAGAGUCUGAUACCAAAAGCCUGGGAGCUGCCAUCGGCGCUCGUGCAGAGCCUCUCACAUCCACUCGAGUCGUCAAAGAACAACCUCAUCGAACUUGGAGUCGCCCGCCGCUCAGGUUUGCUCACGGAGAAGGAGCUUAGAAUCACGGAGGCCUAUGAUGUCCAGGGCCUCCUCAAAGCGCUUGGGUCCGGGGAACUUACCUCGCUCGAGGUGACAUCUCUGCCCUUGAUUGCUGACGUUGAUGUGCAGACAUCUUGCCUCACGGAGAUCUUCUUCGAACAAGCCCAAGAGCGGGCUCGACAUCUGGAUGCCCUCAGGGCAAAAGGCGAGGUCAUCGGCCCCCUCCAUGGACUGCCGAUUAGUCUCAAAGACAGCUUCCAGGUCCGCGGUACUGACGCAACUCUUGGAUUCAUUGCCUACCUCGACCAUGGCCCCUCCCAAGAGAAUUCGUACAUGGUAGAUACCUUGCUGAACCUGGGCGCUGUUCUGUAUUGCAAGACCAAUAUACCCCAGACACUCAUGACCGCCGACUCGCACAACAACGUCUUUGGCCGAGCUCUCAACCCUUGGAACACCAGCCUCACUGCAGGAGGGUCCACCGGUGGCGAAGGUGCUCUGAUUGCGUUCCGGGGCUCACCCCUCGGCGUAGGCACUGAUGUGGCUGGGUCAAUCCGCAUUCCCGCUCUGUGCUGCGGAUUGUACGGCUUUCGACCGACUACAUGCAGAACUCCAUACGGGAAACAAGCCCCGAUCGCCAACCCGGGCCUGCGGACUAUUCUCCCCUCCGCUGGACCUUUGGCAAACGACAUAGGCGCCCUGGAGAUAUUCCUGAAGUCGGUGAUCAACUCCAGGCCGGCACUGCUGGAUUACACCGUGGCGGACGUGCCCUGGAGGACCGUCGGCCCCCCAAAGGCAAAGCUCCGGUUUGGCGUCCUUGCCGAGGAUCCUUUGCUGCCUUGGCAUCCCCCAGUCAAGAAGGCCGUAUCUGACACGGCAGAUCUACUUCGGGCACAGGGGCACGAGAUCGUAUCGCUGACCGCUCAAGAGUGCCUUACUGCAGCAAGCUACGACGUGGCCACUCAACUGUUCGGUCUCGAUAAGACAUCGGCUGAGAUACUCGUUAAGGGGGGCGAGCCCCUUGUUCCGUCCUUGGUCUUCAUCCGGGACGCCAUGAAAGAAGUCAAGUUCGACCGGGAUUUCUUGCCCGACACCAGGGGUAUCAAAGAUGGAUUGGAGAGACUCUCGAUUCUCAAUAUUAAGAGGUACGAGAUCCAAGAUCUCUGGAAGAAGACGUGGGUGGCCCGCGGACUCGAUGCCGUGAUAGGCCCCGGCGCGCAGACAACGGCAGUCGAGCAUGACAUGUAUGCGCUAGCUCCGUACACUUGUCUCUUCAGCUUUCUUGAUUACCCUGCGUGUCACCCAGGUCAGACCGUGCCACCGUACAAACCGGCAAAUCUGGAGGGUGCCCCCACGUCCAUCCAGGUUAUCACCACGACGAUGCGUGACGAGGAGUGCCUGGAAAUUGCCAAGCUCAUCGACACAUACGUGAAAGCCGAAAGAGGAAAUGGCGCAAGCGCUUCCAAGCUGUAG